Schistosoma turkestanicum is the source of this 1320-nucleotide messenger RNA. Lineage: Eukaryota; Metazoa; Platyhelminthes; Trematoda; Strigeidida; Schistosomatidae. The record is from the annotation of a GenBank genome assembly.
UAAAGACGCGCAAAGUCCGAGGUCUUACGCUACCUUGUCAUGGUCGGCGUUUUUACGAAGUUUGUUGCCCGUGGAUUGUUUUGUAGAAAUAUCGUCCUGAGACAACUCACUACUUCCAAAUCUAUCGCGUCUUCAAAUGCCAGAUUCAUUUCUAACGCUGAAAAAUUUCGAAAACCAAAUUACAAAUAUUCGCUUCAUCGUGAACCUGGAAUAUCUGAGUUGAAUGAUAUCGAGAGAUUUCUCCGUAAACAAAGAAUUAAGGGUGCGUUAUACAGUGCUGAAGUAAAUGCACAAGCUACUGAUGGAUUUUGGGCUAGAAUUGUUAAAGCUGGCGAUCCUGAUCUUGUUGAGAGAUAUCUAAAUAUGACAGCCAGAUUGGGACUUCCUAUUAACCCGGAAAAAAUUCUAAAGGAUCUACGAGACGCUGGUCUGACUCCCACUCCCAGAGUGUAUGGCUCGUUUAUACAUCAUAGCUGCUCUGCCGGAGAUAUGAACCGAACAAGCCAUUAUCUAGGUAUGCUUCAGAGUGCUGGGUUCAAGCCUACUCGUUUUAUUUUUUCUCAGAUUCUGCAUGGUUACGUGAAAGCCAGACUCCCCGAAGAAGUUAUUUCUACGCAGGAAUUAUUAUCUCAAAUAGGUUUAUGGCCAUCUAAAUUUGCAUAUGAAGGACUUUUGUUUGCUUAUGCUGAUAUUAGUGACGAAGAAAGCUUAUUACGAACUUUGGAUGAGGCUUAUACUGUACUCCCUUCAAUAACGGACAACCAAGAAACAGAAUAUUCUAAUGAGAUUUCAGCUUCUGUACUCUUGGAUAUUUACACGAGGUUAAUAUGUUCGUUGCCAAAUACAAAUGCAACUUGUAAUGAGAUAUUGAAAAAACUGUCUGCGAUGGAUAGAUUUCCGUUUGAUUUUGCCAUUGACUCUGUUAAAGUACUCUUAGCAAAAGGCCGCCCAGAUGCUGCUUUGGAGAUUUUUAAAAUAAAUUAUUCUCAUGAACGGAACAAUAAUCAUUUAUCUUCACUGCCUACUUAUGCUGUUGCUGGUGGUUUGACUCCUAAAGCAUUAGAACCUUUCUGGGAAGCAGCUGAUUUGGACAGUAAAGAACUGCUUAUACUUAGGAAUAAAUGUAAAUUAAAAUUCAAUCGAACUGGCAAAACCAAUGAAUUGGGUAAUCAAUUUCAGUCUUGUUUAAAUGAAAACAAUAUAGAAGGUGGUCUUAAUUUAUUGAAAAAUGUACCAAAAAACAAAACAUUCAAAAAGGAUUCUACACCGGCCCGCAAAAUCCCUCCAUGCAAGAGGAGCAAGCCCAGUGGGCAGAGCUAG